UUGGUCAAUGAAACCUUAGCAUACGUACGUACUAAACAAAGCCGAAGCUAUAUAUCGAUACCUCACUAAUAAAUCUCAGGCUGCCUUAACCCCUAAACCGACCACAUUUCCUUUGUUCAUCAGACAACGCAUGAGUUUGGGUAUGUGAGCGCAAACAAACCCAACCAAAAAGCCGAGCUGCAAACCGUUUGGUAGACCCUCAUGUGUUCCUUACGUACACUUGCUAUUCCUGGCGCCGUCGUUCCCAACACUAGUACGUACUACAGAUACAUCCAUGUUUCUUUCUCCACCGACUUUUACAUCAGAAAAGGUAUGAUACCGCUCCUUCGGCGAAUCACUUUAUUAAAACACCAUCCUCAAGACAAACGGCCGCCUCAAAUAGUUGCGAGCCGACAACUUCCACUGAAAGCCAACUAUUCCAUUUCGUAAAAGCACCUACAUAGUCAUCGUAGGAAAAAAGAAAAUGCCGUCUCGUACUAGUCGUCCGAGACUCUCCAUCUUCCCUCGGGUUUCUACCACCUCGUAUACCCAGCCAUCAACACCCCGUGCUCUUUCCCCACCGGCACGUAUCCGGCUGCGCUCUCGUCUCCCUCCGUCACCAACUCUUGCUACGCCACCUCCCCCACCGCCGCGUCCGCCCAUCGCAUGGAUUUGGCAAUGUCACUCGUGUCUAGCAGUCUACCAACUGGCCAUCACCCGGCGCUGUCUAAUUUGUUCGCACAUCUUUUGCACUUCCCGCGACACCGCACCGGAAACUUCGGCUAGCCACAGCCGAAAGCGACGCCGAGGCACCCAAAACUGCCGUUCGCAGUUUGACUACGGUGGUUGGACAGCAUGGGGUCAGUGGCGCCGCAAGUUACUCGGCAUCGAGGUGACUGGGCCCGAGGGGCAAAAGAUGAGGGAGAGCGUGUUUGUCAACCGCACGCACGACUGCUUCACUGACUGCGAUUAUCCCUGUCAGUGCGCUUUCCAGCACUACCGUGUCAAGGAAGAGAUGCGGGAGAAGGUAUGGUUGCCGAUGGUACAGGACGAGGUAGAGUCGGACGGGGAUAAGCAGCUGGACGUUUCUAGGCCAUGGGCUAGGUCAGGGGAUGAGUUGGAGAUGAAUUGAGGCAGUUGCCGCAGCUAUGGAGCUGUAUUUGCAGGAUCUGCAUGCCGAAAGGGAGUACCAGAAGAGCCCCACUGGUACCAAGAGCCUGUUAAGCUAGAGCAGUUUUCUUCUGGGACGGACCGACUAGAGGGAUGUGGUUGAAAAGGAGACUGAGCA
Messenger RNA from Pseudomassariella vexata, 1267 nucleotides. RefSeq lists its product as uncharacterized. The coding region runs from base 464 to 1111 and encodes 215 amino acids. The record is from RefSeq and is a predicted model, not a curated record. The transcript has a single exon. Lineage: Eukaryota; Fungi; Ascomycota; Sordariomycetes; Amphisphaeriales; Pseudomassariaceae.